This is a messenger RNA of Lichtheimia ornata, 1026 nucleotides long. RefSeq lists its product as uncharacterized. Gene Ontology annotation, cellular component: SNARE complex; Golgi membrane; endomembrane system. Gene Ontology annotation, molecular function: SNAP receptor activity; SNARE binding. NCBI's taxonomy places the organism in Eukaryota, Fungi, Mucoromycota, Mucoromycetes, Mucorales, Lichtheimiaceae. The transcript has 6 exons. Bases 1 to 1026 code for a protein of 341 amino acids. Gene Ontology annotation, biological process: vesicle fusion; intracellular protein transport; endoplasmic reticulum to Golgi vesicle-mediated transport. The record is from RefSeq and is a predicted model, not a curated record.
AUGUCCUUCAAAGAUCGCACCAAUGAAUUCCACUCCAUGGUGGACCGUAUUCGGUCACGUUCAAACGCAUCAUCGACUCUCGAACGACGUUCACUCCUUUCAUCCCCUCGGAUGACUUCCAAUGGAAAACAAAAGCAACACCAUCCUCGAAGCGAAUUCUCCUUGAUGGCAGCAGAGAUCAGUCGUAAUAUCACCAGUACAGCAAGCAAGCUAGAGAAGCUGACCAAACUGGCCAAACGCAAGACCUUAUUUGAUGAUAAACCCGUGGAGAUCAGCGAAUUGACGUUUAUUAUCAAGCAAGAUAUUGCCAAGCUCAACAAGCAAAUUGCCAUGUUGCAAGAUUAUACCAAGCACCAACGCCAAUCCUCCAAGCAAGCAACCGAGCAUACAUCGAAUGUCGUUGUUGCCCUUCAGAGCAAGUUAGCCGAUACGUCAAUGAGUUUUAAGGAUGUACUUGAGAUUAGGACAGAGAAUAUGAAAAUGUCCAAGGACAAGCGCGAUCAGUUUCUCUUUUCGGCAUCCGAGCAAGCUGUGGAUCCAUCAUUCGGAAGCUCACCCUUGCUCAAGUCAAGGCGGCGUGAUUCACCACCCGAGGAUGCGCAUAAUCAGCAGCAGCAGCAACAACAACAACUCCAACAACAGCUACCACCACAACCACCACCGGAAGAUUCAACAUUAUCUCUGGGUAUACCCAUGAUUACACCCGAACAGCAACAGCAGCAGCAGCAAAUGGUCCUUGCAGAACAAGAUCGAUACAUUGAAAACCGAUCUACAGCCAUCGAAAGCAUCGAGAGUACGAUUGCCGAAUUGGGUUCCAUCUUUCAACAACUUGCUACCAUGGUUGCUGAACAACGUGAAACGGUACAAAGGAUUGAUCAAAAUACAGAGGAUAUCGAGAUGAAUGUGAUGGGUGCUCAGCGUGAACUACUCAAAUAUUAUACAAAUAUCAGCUCAAACCGAUGGCUCAUGAUCAAGAUUUUUGCUACCAUUAUAUUCUUUUUCCUACUGUUUACCUUAAUCAUGUAG